Molecule: messenger RNA, 1591 nt
Organism: Cucurbita pepo subsp. pepo (vegetable marrow)
Lineage: Eukaryota; Viridiplantae; Streptophyta; Magnoliopsida; Cucurbitales; Cucurbitaceae
Source: RefSeq, a predicted model, not a curated record
CUAUGUCUAGCGGCAUCAUUCAACCAUCUUUACCGGGACUUUUCUGAGACCCAUGUGGCUUCUUAUUUUGAAAUUUCAAAGCUACUAAAAAAAGUAAUUAAACUUGACGUAACUUGACCUUUUGCGUCCUCUUUUGUAGAGUGGUGAUCGACAAUGCCGUUUGUGAAACCGCGACUCUGGUCAAGGUCGACAGUGCUAGAAGGCAUGGAAUCCUCCUGGAAGCUGUACAAGUGUUAACCGACUUGAACCUUUCAAUUCAGAAAGCUUACAUUUCUUCAGAUGGAAUAUGGUUCAUGGAUGUUUUUCAUGUGACUGAUCUUGAUGGAAAUAAAUUAAUCGACGAGGGCGUUAUUAGCUACCUUGAGAAGUCACUUGCAACGAUUCACUGUGGCAAACCUGCCGCCUCAAAUGACUUGACGGCCUUGGAGCUAACCGGGACAGACCGUGUUGGUCUUCUUUCCGAGGUGUUUGCAGUCUUGGCUGAGCUUGAAUGUGAUGUUGUUGAAGCCAAAGUGUGGACCCACAAUGGCCGAAUAGCUUCAUUAAUAUAUGUCAAGGACUGUAAUUCUGGUUCUCCUAUCAAGGACUCCCAGAAAAUAGACACUAUUGUUGGACGUUUGAGGAAUGUUCUAAAAGGGCAAGAUGACAUUCUAUAUGCCAAGACUUCAGUCUCUAUGACAGUCACCCAUACUGAAAGAAGGUUGCACCAAAUGAUGUUUGCUGAUCGCGACUAUGAAAGGAAGCCUGUCUUACAGCAUAGUGAUGAUUCUCCUGUGGUGACAGUUCAGAAUUGGGUGGAAAGAGGUUACUCCGUUGUGAAUGUCCAGUGUAAAGAUCGAAUGAAGCUAUUGUUCGAUGUCGUUUGCACGUUGACAGACAUGGAUUAUGUAGUUUUUCAUGGCACCAUCACUACAGCAAAGGAUAGAGCAUAUCUGGAACUUUACAUCCGACACACUGAUGGUACCCCAAUUAGUUCCGAGGCUGAAAGGCAGCGUGUUAUCCAAUGCUUACAAGCUUCCGUAGAGAGAAGAACAUCACAGGGUGUGAGAUUGGAGUUACGCACAACCGACAGGCCAUGUCUCUUAGCAGAUGUGACGAGAACGUUCAGAGAGAAUGGCUUAAACGUCACAAGAGCAGAGGUAUCCACCUCAGCGGAUGUAGCUCUAAACCUCUUCUACGUAACCGAUGCACUGGGGAAUGCAGCAGAUGUGAAAACCAUCAACUCCGUCCGGGAGAAAAUUGGGUUGAGUUGCUUGAAAGUGAAGGAACUGCCAUUGAUUUCGCAACAAAAGACAGAAGGGGAAGAGCAGGGUGUGGGUGUUGGUGGGACCGUUUUGUUAUCUCUUGGGAGCAUAUUGAGAAGGAACCUCUACAACUUGGGAUUGAUCAGGUCAUACUCGCAGGCAUAGAGAGCAUCAAAAAAAAAAAAAAAAAAAAAAAAAAAAAAACAAUUGAGUUAUUCAAGAUUUGUCCAUAUGUCUGCUUUUCUUUGCUUUGGUAUAUUCUUUGCUUGAACUAUGAGCAUCAUAUAGUGUACAGAAAAGAAUCAAAAUUUGAAAGAAAGAAAGAAAAAGGGUGGGUACUUUGUUGA